GGGAACUAGGGUUUGGGUGAGGAGAGGUGAUGGAAUCGGAGUGUGUCGCUGGUGGUGGAAGCUUCAACAAUGCUGUGGUGCAAUCGGAACAGCUACGGCGAUCGCCUGACGCAACCGAUGAGCGGAGGGUUCCACGGUGACGAUGGCCGCGACUUUUUGAGCGAGCGAGAAUUGCAGACAGAACUCGUGGUUCUGCCUGGAGCCUUGAUAGGUUUUAGGGUUUAGUGCUGCUUACAGAGCACGAGGGUUGAAUUUGAUUGCCCAAGAGGUCUUAGAUUGGUCGAUCCGGCUGCUGCCAUGGACGAUGCGCAACAGAUUGUGCUGGUGGCGCUGCAACAAGCGGGGAUUGUGGUGCCGGACGGAGCCAAAGCAGGGAAUGAACUCAACUCGAGCGCACUCGUCAGUAUCUGCGGACAAGCUUUGAAUUCGUUGUCUCGUUUUAAUGCAGAUGGUGCUAAUGGCUCUGCCCCUGUGCCUACAAGCCUGCCUACGGGCACAGCGGAGCGGUUUCGAGUGUGCACCGAUUUGGCAGCCGCGGUCAAGUUGCUGGGAUACCGCGGUGACCUUAGCUUUCAUCAGUUUCUGUACCCGUCUCACAAGGACACGCACGCAUUGCUGCGCUUCCUGCUUGACAAGCUCUCGAAAUCAUCGUCAGCAGCGGCGUCGUCCUCAAAAGCUAGCAAAGGUCGGAAAGCUCGAACUGGAGGUAGUAACCUUGCAUCGACGUACAGCGCGCGUAUGAGUGGUCUCGUGCUGGAAGCAUUGUCGAAAGCGCACGGUGAUUACCAUCUAACUGGGGCUGGUGAUGAUGGUGAGAGGGACCUGAUGUUGCGGUUUCAGAGUUGCCCGCUGCGGAUGUCGGCUGUGAAAACUGUGGAGGGCGUUAAGCAAGUGAAACCAUUGCUUGUAACAGUGAAGGCGAAACCGCGCCACUCGCUCAUACCGUCUCUGCUCGAGCUGAAUGUGAAGGACACGAUUAGGGCACGCUCUGCAGCAUCUAAUUUAAAGGUGAAAGGGCGUGCGCGGGACGGUAAUGUGGCCGUUACGACCUAUGGUGAGUUUCUGCCGCGUCAAUUGCCUCCCGAGUCCCUCAACCAGGCACAUCUGUUCAGUGAGGAUAAUGCUCGUCUUGGUGAUGGUACGAAUGGCGAUGAAGUUGAAAGAGAUGCCAAUGUUGUAUCCGAGCUGCAGAAGCAGCUAAAAGAGCUUUUAUCCGAGGCAGAUAAGAUGGAGGCCGAAGUGCAAGCCAUGGAGGAUCAUAUUUCGGUGUUAAUAGAGGAACACGAGGUUAAAGAAAAGAGAAUUCAGGAAGAAGAGGGUGAAAUAGCUGCUCUACGGGAAGCUGUGACUUUCGCAUUGGACCCAUCGAAGCCAUCGCCGUCUGUAGCUCUCGAGGAGUUGCAGGACCAAGCCGAACAGGGGAAGCAGCACAUGGCGGCUUUGCAGGCCGAAUGGGAGGCGGUGAGGCGACCCUUAGAGGAGAAGAAAGCCGAGUUGGAACAAGAAGUCACCGGGGAAGGAAACAUAACAUCGAAGAUGAUGAAGCUUAAAAACGUCCGCCAACAACUUCAGCGCUCCAAGGAGAAACUUCGUGUUCGGGAGGAACAGGCAUGGACGCUGAAAAUGGACUUGAAAGAAAUCUCCGGACGACCCAAGAGAUCAUCUUACGUUUUCCGCAUUACGGAGCUCGUCAAGAACAGCCAGAAGCAGGAGACGGACAUCGCAAAAAUCACAACUGAUACUCGUGAUCUACAGCGUGACAGCAAUGCCACUAACGAUCGGCUUCGCCGCACUUAUGCUCUCGUGGACGAGCUGGUAUUUCGAGAUGCUAAGAAGGACCCUGUGUGUCGCCAAUCGUACCGGCAGUUGACUACCAUUCACGAGACGUUCGCAGUCAUUGUGGAUAGAGUGUUGGAGAUGGACAAGACUGGGCGUGACAUCGCCGAAUUGCAAGCCCAGCUGGAGGAGCUUCAGACAUCUUCACUCGAUGUCAAGAGCGUGCAGGCAGAUCUAGAUGCCGUUGCCAUCGAAACCCGCGCCCUUGAGAGAUGCCUUGCUAGUGUUCAAACUACCACACAUCAUGUCUUGAUACCCACCUGAGCUCAACCAUCCCUAUACACACAUUAGAUCUGCUCUCUCCAGAACCAGGAGUUUGAACUAGCCCAGGAGAGCAUGCAGAGGCUGUAUUAUUUUGUACAAGGUGUUCUAGUAGUAGUUGCAGUUAGCUCCAUUUCGAGUGUAUUAUGUGGUCGAGAAAUUGAGGCAUGUGCUGCGGCUUUCAUGUAAACAUCAUCGAAGUGAUCCAUAUUGUAACGUCGCAAUCCUCUCAUCGAAUUGCGAUGAACAGAUAUUGAUCGAUGCCAUAUUCAGGGACAGAAGAAUUAUUGAAAAUAGAUGGGCAUGUGGGUAUCAAAUCAAUGUCGGAAAAUGAGAUGAAAAAAGAAACUGAUUUAUUCAAGAAAA
Physcomitrium patens is the source of this 2463-nucleotide messenger RNA. Lineage: Eukaryota; Viridiplantae; Streptophyta; Bryopsida; Funariales; Funariaceae. The record is from RefSeq and is a predicted model, not a curated record.